GACAGAAAACAUGCUGCUCUACGUGCUCAGUGUAUUCAGUGCAAUAUUUACAUUGUGCUCAACUGGAGAAUCUGAAUUUCCUUUAACCAUAUGCAAGCUGGAUUCAGAUGAUUAUUUGGCUUGUUUAAAACGAGUUGCGGAGGAGGCAUGGCCACGAUUUGUAGCAGGACUUCCAGAAUUUGAUAUUCCACCUUUGGAUCCGUUAUUUCAGAAAUACAUCAAAAUUGAAUUGGAUUCAGAUCAUAUACGUGGAGAAUUAAUUUUUUCAAAUCUCACUAUAACUGGUUUAUCAAAAAUUCGUGAUUUAAAUGUAAAACCGUAUUUUCUUGAUGACGUUUUCCACUUGGAAAUUGACGCAAACAUACCAAACAUAUCUUCAAAAGGUUUUAUAAAAGUAAACGGUAAUGUAAAUGCAUUCAGAAUUGCUAAUGAAGGACAUUAUAAUCUAACCAUGGAAGACAUCAGCGGAACUGCGAAUUUUGCAGGACAUGUAAUAAACGAUACAUGGAUUAUAGAACAUGUCCAUUUUGUUCCGUCAAUUGGAAAGUUUAAAUUGUAUUAUGAUGAUGUGGUCAAAGAAAACAAAGCAUUUACUGAUAUCAUCGUAAAUUUUGUAAAUGAAUACUGGCCAACGUUUUAUCAACCGGUAGUGUCAUUGUUGUCCGAUAAAAUGGAAAUGAUUUUUAUUGACUUGGUAAAUAAGUUCUUCUCAAAAGUGCCAUUCUCAAAAAUA
Messenger RNA from Mycetomoellerius zeteki, 733 nucleotides. RefSeq lists its product as uncharacterized. Lineage: Eukaryota; Metazoa; Arthropoda; Insecta; Hymenoptera; Formicidae. The transcript has 5 exons. The annotation marks the transcript as partial. Gene Ontology annotation, biological process: multicellular organismal reproductive process. The record is from RefSeq and is a predicted model, not a curated record.